AUGAAUACCAUUUCUAUUAUAAGCUAAAUUAUAGGUUGGAUUUACUGGUUUGCAUGGUCAUUUAGUUUUUACGGAUAAAUUUAUGUCAAUUAUAAAAAGAAGAGUGUAUAAGGCUGUAAAUUAGAUUUCGUAAUCUUAAAUUUUACAGGAUUUCUUUUUUAUUCUAUAUAUACAACAGUCGGUUAUUUUACUGAUAAUCCUGAAAAAAGUGGAACAGGUGAUGUUUCGAUUCAAGAUGUAGUAUUUGCAUAUCACGCAUGUAUUUUGACGAUAGUUACUUUAUUAUAAACAUUUAUUUAUCCAGUAAAAAAAAAAAAACUUCAAAUAUCUUAUUUUUUAUUAAUAAAGCGCGGAAAUAAUUAAGUAAAUAACAUAACAAUAUUUUCAAUUGUAUCAAUAUGGACAUUUGCAUUAACAUAUGGUUCAUUAAAUGGAACUGUGUUUUAAGCAAAUGGAAAAGUUAGUUUAGUUAGCUUUUUAGGAUAUUUUAAAGUAGGUAUUACUUUCUUUAAAUAUUGUCCUUAAGUUUAUUGGAAUUAUGUAAGGAAAUGUACAGAAGGUUGGAGUAUUUUUAAUAUUCUAAUGGAUGCAACUGGAGCUAUUUUUUCGUUUUUACAAAAUGUGGUUGAUGCAAUAGGGUAAGGGAAAAAUCCAAUUAGUGGUGGAACAUUAAAUGUAGUUAAAUAUGCUCUUUCUUUAAUUAGUUUUUUAUUUGAUAUUAUUUUUAUAAUAUAGCAUUAUAUAUUAUAUCGUAAAAAAACAACAUAAAAUAAUGAAUAAAUAAGUCUUUAACAAUAGCUAAAGUAAUAAGAAGUUGAAGAUUGACUAUAAUAUUAUUAAUUAUGGUUUGUAAUG
Messenger RNA from Ichthyophthirius multifiliis, 855 nucleotides. Its product is annotated as pq loop repeat family protein. Gene Ontology annotation, molecular function: L-cystine transmembrane transporter activity. The transcript has 3 exons. The record is from RefSeq and is a predicted model, not a curated record. NCBI's taxonomy places the organism in Eukaryota, Ciliophora, Oligohymenophorea, Hymenostomatida. Gene Ontology annotation, biological process: L-cystine transport. Gene Ontology annotation, cellular component: vacuolar membrane.